AUGACUACCAAAUCUUCUUCAGUCUUUUUGAGAACCGCUCACGACGGCUCGAUAAAACACGCCGAACAUGAAUUGUACCACCCUCCAAAAAGAGUCCUCGAGAAGAGUCAUUUGCCCAGUAUGAGUCACUACAAACAAAUGUACGACCAAUCCGUGCAGAAUCCAGUCGCUUUCUGGUCUAAAAUUGCCCAACAAUUUUUUUGGGACUCGUUUGAGCCAAAUCAAGGCCUCGAAUGGAAUUUUGACUCCAGCAAAGGACCAAUAUCCAUCAACUGGUUCAAAGGUGCCAGAACCAACGUCUCCUACAACUGCUUGGAUCGACACAUCAAAAAUGGGAAUGGAGACAAAACUGUCUUCUACUGGUCUAAAGUCGUUUCCUGA
Octopus sinensis (East Asian common octopus) is the source of this 381-nucleotide messenger RNA. Its product is annotated as acetyl-coenzyme A synthetase-like. Gene Ontology annotation, molecular function: acetyl-CoA synthetase activity. NCBI's taxonomy places the organism in Eukaryota, Metazoa, Mollusca, Cephalopoda, Octopoda, Octopodidae. The transcript has a single exon. The coding region runs from base 1 to 381 and encodes 126 amino acids. The record is from RefSeq and is a predicted model, not a curated record. Gene Ontology annotation, biological process: acetyl-CoA biosynthetic process.